Molecule: messenger RNA, 1678 nt
Organism: Eutrema salsugineum
Lineage: Eukaryota; Viridiplantae; Streptophyta; Magnoliopsida; Brassicales; Brassicaceae
Product: 3-ketoacyl-CoA synthase 16
Exons: 1
Coding region: 32-1507 (491 amino acids)
Biological process (GO): fatty acid biosynthetic process
Cellular component (GO): membrane
Molecular function (GO): acyltransferase activity, transferring groups other than amino-acyl groups
Source: RefSeq, a predicted model, not a curated record
UUAAAGACAAAACAGAGGAUAUAUCACUAAAAUGUAUUCCCCAAUGAAGAACGUAAAAAUGUUUUUCAACUACCUCAUAACCCAUCUCUCCAAGCUCUGUUUCCUCUCAUUAUUGGCUGCUAUGGCCAUGAAAGCCUCUCGUCUUUCUACACAAGAUCUCCACAACUUGUACCUCUACUUACAGAACAACCUCACAUCUCUUACCAUAUUCUCCCUCCCUCUCGCUCUCGCGUUGACCCUCUACAUCAUGACCCGACCCAAACCCGUUUACCUUGUCGACUUCAGCUGCUAUCUCCCACCGUCUCAUCUCAAAGUCAGCAUCCAGAAGAUCAUGCACCACGUACGAGUUAUACGAGAAUCAGGCAUGUGGUUGGAGAACAAUGAGAACGAUUACUUGAUGGACUUCGUCGAGAAGAUUCUAGAACGUUCCGGUCUCGGCCAAGAGACCUACAUACCGGAAGGUCUUCAUUGUCUGCCGCUAGAACAAACGAUGGCUGCGGCUCGCAAAGAGACUGAAGAAGUUAUAUUAGGAGCGGUCGAUAAUCUGUUUCGCAACACCCAAAUUAGCCCUAGUGAUAUAGGUAUAUUGGUGGUGAAUUCAAGCACCUUCAAUCCAACUCCAUCGUUAGCAACAAUCAUAGUGAACAAGUAUAAACUUAGGGAUGAUAUAAAGAGCUUGAAUCUUGGUGGGAUGGGGUGUAGUGCAGGAGUUAUUGCUAUUGAUGUCGCCAAGAGUUUGUUACAAGUACAUAGAAACACUUAUGCUCUUGUGGUUAGUACUGAGAACAUAACUCAAAACUUGUACUUAGGUAACAACAAAUCAAUGUUGGUUACAAACUGUUUGUUCCGGGUAGGUGGGGCUGCGGUUUUGCUUUCUAACCUGUCUAAAGACCGAAAACGUGCGAAAUACGAGCUUGUUCAUACGGUAAGGGUCCAUACCGGAGCAGAUGACCGAUCCUAUGGAUGCGCAACACAAGAAGAAGAUGAAGAUGGCGUAGUAGGAGUUUCCUUGUCGAAGGAUCUACCUACGGUAGCUGCAAGAACCCUAAAGAUCAAUAUCGCAACUUUGGGUCCACUUGUUCUUCCCAUAAGCGAGAAGCUUCUCUUCUUUGUGACGUUCGUUAGAAAGAAGUUUUUCGACCCCAAGAUCAAGCAUUACAUGCCGGAUUUCAAGCUCGCUUUCGAGCAUUUCUGUAUCCAUGCGGGUGGUAGAGCACUUAUAGAUGAGCUAGAGAAGAAUCUUCAUCUCUCUCCGUUACACGUUGAAGCAUCAAGAAUGACUUUGCACAGGUUUGGUAAUACCUCUUCGAGCUCUAUCUGGUACGAGUUGGCUUACACAGAAGCCAAAGGAAGGAUGAAGAAAGGAGACAGGAUUUGGCAGAUUGCGUUGGGGUCAGGUUUUAAGUGUAAUAGUUCUGUUUGGGUGGCUCUUCGUAACGUCAAGCCUUCUCCUAAUAAUCCUUGGGAAGACUGUCUGCACAAAUAUCCGGUUGAGAUCGAUAUAUGAUUGAAGAGAGUGUUCAAUUCAUCGUUAUAAAUUUAAUUACGAAAAUAGAGAUAUAAAUAGACUGGUUUUAUAUCGCGUACUUGGUCACUCCAAAUUUGUAAAACUAAUAAUGUCUCCUUUCUCUCUAUGUAUUAAUGUAUGUAUUGCUCUUAUCAAUAUAUAUACGGUUUU